This is a messenger RNA of Aureobasidium melanogenum CBS 110374, 1344 nucleotides long. RefSeq names its product initiator tRNA phosphoribosyl transferase. The annotation marks the transcript as partial. NCBI's taxonomy places the organism in Eukaryota, Fungi, Ascomycota, Dothideomycetes, Dothideales, Saccotheciaceae. The transcript is spliced from 2 exons. Gene Ontology annotation, biological process: charged-tRNA amino acid modification. The record is from RefSeq and is a predicted model, not a curated record. Gene Ontology annotation, molecular function: tRNA adenosine(64)-2'-O-ribosylphosphate transferase activity. Gene Ontology annotation, cellular component: cytoplasm.
UCAGACCUAAUCUUCAACAAUGCAAGCAACAAUUCCUUCAACAAAGUCCUCGGAGAACUAAAAAGAAGCACGUUAUCCAUACCAAACAGACUCCGCUCUAUCAAGCAAGAUGCAAAUUUUGUAUCCGAGGUAGCUGCAGCAUAUGGAUUACCUCUAGUAGCCAAUGAGAGAUGCGGAAGCUGGUAUAUCUCGCCAGAACAGAAGAAACAGAGUGCUUAUUUCAAGAGCACGGACGGACAUAUGGCACAGUGGAGUUUCAGUCUGAGGAGAUUGAAUCUGCAGGUUUUGGAAACGAUAGGGAAGUUUGAUGGAUGCAUCAUUGUCGAUUCUACACGGCGAGGCAAAAGCAUGCCUGAUGCUUUGUCGAAGACGAUACCCAUUUGGACAGCAGUUAUGAACCGUGUCCUGUUUCCCGAACAACCAGAGAGUCAUGGAGUAGCCACGCCACCAACAGUAGUAGGGGCUUCAGAACACGCCCAGAUCGCCACGCGUAUACCGGGUUUCGUUGAGUCGCUCAAGACAUUAGAUCUUGACCUUUCAAUCGUUCGGCAGAAACUUACCAAACCAUUACGGCCUAUCUGGGUGACACCGACGUCUUCUCUUCCAGAAUCUCCUCCAAACUUCUCUUCAUUUCAUCCAGUGGUAUUGCUUACAGCGUCCUCCCGCGUUUCUGGCUCAGAGUCGACAUCAGAGACUGGAUACGUUCAGGGCGCAGCGGACGAUGCUGAAGCAUGGGCUCAUGGGCUGACAGCCCCUCUCUUCUGGCAACACAGUGAAACCUUGCUGUCCACACCGGAAGACAUGAUUGAAGAAGUGAUUGCAGGUUUGGUUGCUCAGGGCGUUGGCAACAAAGGUGCGAGGCUCACAGAGAUCGGGCCUGAAAAGCGAGUUGCGAUCGGCACAAUCGAUGCGGCGGAGACAGAUGCAAAGCAAACAGACAUUGUGAUCACAGUAUCGCCCAAAGACAACGAAGUCUUGCGAUUAAUGCUGAAAUCGCAAUACUUGCCCCUCAGUCUUGCAGACGGGAAAGUAGGGAGUCGACAACUACGACACAGCUUACCCAACCUCAUCACCUUGAUAAAAGCACAACUUGCUGCAUCUCCAACAUCUCGUAUCGUGGUUGCAGAUGUCAAUGGCAAGGAUCAAGGAGUGGGUGUUGCAUUGGCGAUCUUGUGCUUGUUCAUCACUGAUGACGGAACAAUAAGACCAAGCGAGGAGGUCAAGGAGCCACCGAAUGGGCUUAACAAGCAGAACAUCAAACAGAAACUCAGUUGGAUCUCGGUAGCUAAGCCGGAUGCUAACCCCAGUCGGACGACUUUGCAGAGUGUUAAUGCUUUUCUGCUU